Molecule: messenger RNA, 6427 nt
Organism: Larimichthys crocea (large yellow croaker)
Lineage: Eukaryota; Metazoa; Chordata; Actinopteri; Sciaenidae
Product: serine/threonine-protein kinase tousled-like 1-B
Exons: 23
Coding region: 568-2886 (772 amino acids)
Biological process (GO): peptidyl-serine phosphorylation; chromosome segregation; intracellular signal transduction
Cellular component (GO): nucleus
Molecular function (GO): protein serine/threonine kinase activity; ATP binding
Source: RefSeq, a predicted model, not a curated record
UUCUGUUUUCUCUCGUGCUCUCUACAAGCAGACAAGAACUUUCGGCCAUUUUUUUUUUUUUUCUCGAGGUGUUUGUUGUUUUCACCAAAACAAGACGCUGUUCUCAGGUCGACGCUGAGAUGUCCCUCCCAGUCAACCUAAAGCUGGUUUGGAGGAGGGUAAAAUGAUCCCAGAUCAGUGUCUGUUUCGGUGUCAUGCCAUCCCCCCAUCGCGCUGCCUGCCUGCCUGCCUGCCUGCUAGGUGCGCGCCAGCCUCGCGAUAGCCUCGCCUACAAGAAUCAGAGCUCCGCUCGCGAACUGGAUGCUGACAGGCGCGCUGUGCGGUCAUCAUGCAAAGGUUACAUUGGAUCCGUUUCAGCGAGUGUCUAAAGAAGCCGCUCCUCCGCAGGACCCGCACGGUUCACAAAAUGCGAGACGUCUAGCGAGACAACAAAACAGAAAAAACCCCGCUCUAACUCACGGUCACUCGCCUGUUUGACUACAGCAGGUGUCAAACGAUGGACGCAAGUUUGGGAUUUCCGCGAACGGCAGUGUGUACGCUGGCUCCUCUCGGCGGUAAAGUGGCUUCAUGAGUGUCCAAAGUAACAGUGGAAGUGGUGGUGGAAGUUUGGAGGCGACGCCAUCUUGGUCGCAGCUCUCCUCGUCCCCAACGAUUUCUCAACAACAUAUAACGGCGACCGCAAAGAGCAAGGAAGGCCCCAUGGAGGAGCUGCACAGCCUGGACCCCAGGAGACAGGAGCUGCUGGAGGCCAGGUUCACAGGAGCUGUCAGUGGCAACACAGUAGGCAGCACUGGGAGCACCAGUGGAGGUGCUAAGGGUCUGGCCAAUGAGUCCUCUAACCACAGCUAUGGCAGUCUGGGCUCAUCAAGCGACAAGGAGUCAGAGAACUCUGAUUUGAAAAGAGGGAGCUCCCCUGCCUACUCAACCCCAGAGAAGAAACACUCUGAAUCAUCCAGAGGGAGAAAAAGGAAAGCCGACACCUAUUCAGAGAGUAGUCAAGGGAAGACCUCCACACGUGGGCCCAAGAUCAGCGACUACUUUGAUUUUCAGGGUGGAAAUGGUUCCAGUCCAGUCAGAGGCCUGCCAUCAGCUCGCCGCUCUCCACAGAACUCACACUCUGCCCCGGGCUCAAUCAUCCGACAGAAUAGCUCCUCUCCUACGAGUCUGUGUUUUGGGGAACACAAUCCCAAAGCCUCCUCCAGCAAGUGUGUCCAGACGGAGUUAACAGGCCUGAAACUUGCUGCUCUGGAGAGUAACAAGAGUCUGGACCUGGAGAAAAAAGAGGGACGAAUAGAUGACCUGCUCAGGGCUAACUGUGACCUGCGGAGACAGAUAGACGAACAGCAAAAACUCCUGGAAAAAUACAAGGAGAGGCUCAACAAAUGCAUCACCAUGAGCAAGAAACUGCUUAUAGAGAAGCUCUGCUUUGGUCCACAACUCCUGAGUCUUUGGAGCACUCAGGAGAAGCAGUCGUGUCGUGAGAAGAGCAUGCAGGAUCGUCUCCGUCUCGGCCACUUCACCACUGUCAGACACGGGGCGUCCUACACGGAGCAGUGGACCGACGGAUACGCAUUCCAAAACCUGAUCAAACAGCAGGAGGGCAUUAACCAGCAGAGGGAGGACAUAGAGCGGCAGAGGAAGCUGCUGGCCAAGAGGAAGCCACCAAACCCUGCGUCUCCCUCUCUCUCAGUGGCCUCCACCUCUGAACCCAAGCAACGCAAAACCAAGGUGGUCAACGGCAACGACUCUGACCCCUUCCUCAAGCCCUCCUUGCCCCAGCUACUGACCCUCGCUGAGUACCACGAGCAAGAAGAGAUCUUCAAGCUUCGCCUUGGACAUCUGAAAAAGGAGGAAGCAGAGAUCCAGGCCGAGCUGGAGCGGUUGGAGCGGGUGAGGAACCUCCAUAUCCGAGAGCUGAAGAGGAUAAACAACGAGGACAGCUCGGCGUUCAAAGACCAUCCCACCCUGAACGAGAGGUACCUGCUGCUGCACUUGCUGGGCAGGGGCGGCUUCAGUGAAGUCUAUAAGGCUUUUGACCUGUUUGAGCAGCGCUACGCAGCUGUUAAAAUCCACCAGCUCAACAAGAACUGGAGAGAGGAGAAAAAGGAGAACUACCACAAGCAUGCAUGCAGGGAGUACCGGAUACACAAGCAGCUGGACCAUCCCAGAAUAGUCAAACUUUAUGACUAUUUCUCCCUGGAUACCGACACGUUCUGUACUGUCCUGGAGUUCUGUGAAGGCAAUGACCUGGACUUCUACCUGAAGCAAAACAAGCUGAUGUCGGAGAAGGAGGCUCGCUCCAUCGUCAUGCAGAUCGUCAGCGCCCUGCGCUACCUCAACGAAAUCAAACCCCCCAUCAUCCACUACGACCUCAAACCCGGUAACAUCUUAUUGGUGGACGGCACUGCGUGUGGAGAAAUCAAAAUCACAGACUUUGGCCUCUCUAAGAUUAUGGAUGAUGAUAACUACGGCGUGGACGGGAUGGACCUCACAUCACAGGGAGCGGGCACUUACUGGUAUCUUCCUCCAGAGUGUUUUGUGGUGGGCAAGGAGCCGCCUAAAAUCUCCAACAAGGUGGACGUCUGGUCCGUGGGAGUGAUCUUUUUCCAGUGCCUCUACGGACGCAAGCCGUUUGGUCACAACCAGUCACAGCAGGAUAUUCUCCAGGAAAACACCAUCCUCAAAGCCACAGAGGUCCAGUUCCCCGCUAAACCACAGGCUAGCACAGAGGCCAAGGCGUUUAUCCGGCGCUGCCUGGCCUACCGUAAGGAGGACCGGUUCGACGUUCACCAACUGUGCUCGGACUCCUACCUCCUCCCUCACAUGAGACGUUCAAACUCCUCCGGCUCCCUGCAGCCCUCCGCCUCAUCUCUCCCUACCUACUGACUGGCUCUCUCACAUGACUGACAGGACCCUCUGGCCAAUCGAAAGGCAGGAAAUGGAAUUGGAGGAUAAUGGAUGUGGAUUUUUUUUUUUUUUUUUUUUUUUUUUUUUUUUACUUGAGCUGUUCCCAAAUGGAUGAGAUAGCAACAGAGCAGAAUGAAAUGGAAAAAAAGAUGAGAUGGAAGUGUGAAGAAGUGGAAGUGGGGGAGGGGGGGUGCUCCCCUUUGUGUCGUGCCCUUGAACUCAACUAUGUGAGAUAGAGGAAGGAACAAAACUGGAAAACAGAAGGGAGAGAGAGAGAGGGAGCAAGAAAUGAAAAUGAUUAAGCUAGUGGAUUCCUUUAAGGACUUUAUUAAAUAACCCUUUAGGAGACACUUCAACUGCUAUAGGGGCUCCUAGGUGCCCCGUCCAAGCCCACCUCUCUUAGCUCUACACCAUAAUACACCUCACAAGAUGGCUUCUUCACCAUAAAUCUGCUGUUCUCUCGUUGGGUGAACAGAAGUUUCUGAACGUCAUAUAUGGACUACCUAUUAACUCUGCAAUCCAUAUUUAUGAGGCACAAUAUGAUGGUUACAUCUCAUUGAAUUUACCCUCGUAGUCCCUCUGCACACGACUUAAAAAAUGUUGUUGUAACCUUGAUGAGAGGGAAAAAAAAAAAAAAAAGAAGGAGAAGAAAAAAUGUUCCAGAUGAAAUUUCUGGGGUCAAUUUGCACUUCCAGUCCAGAUCAGCGGUGAUCUGGUGUCACACAUUUGGCAUGAAGAAGUACUACAGCGUGGGCUAGAUCUGAUCAGUAGCCAAGUCCUCGGUUCACUUUUCUUUUCUUUUCUUUUUUUUCGUUUUGUUUUCGUUGCAAAAGCAAUUCAGUUCUACCGCCGGAUUUACAGGAAGGGGAUCUGUGAAUCCGUCUUAAUCCAUUUUUAGUUGUUCAGAUAAGAGUGGAAAUGUUUCCAGCGGCAGAGUAUCACAGUACCACGUUGUCAUAGACGUCCUCGUCAAGCUGCCUGAAGAGAGUUGGACUGGAUCAAACUGUUACUGUUACUGUACUGCAAAGACUCAGAGUUUAGUGUACAUUUCAUGUGCAGGAGACAUUAUUCACUAGCAAAUACAUAAUAAUGAGGCUUUAUCCUUGCUUCCCAGUGUCUCACUUUGCUCCAUUUCUUUUGUGUUUCCUCCCGAAAGCUGUUCUCAGUUUGCUGCUAUAAAUGUUGCUUUUUAGUUUGUAACGUGUGAAUGGUUUCCGCCUGGCAUAUGUGCAUACUUGAACUGUGUUAAGAGGAACACUCUACAGAGCGAGUCCCUUUAUUCAUACGGACACCCGCUGUGCUGUUUGUGGGGGGGUGGUGGUGGUGGCGCCACCACCAUCAUCAGUGUCCACAUGGGUUUUUGUUUACUUUUCGUUUGCAAGUCCAAAAGACUUUAUAUGGAGCCCAGCAGGCUGCGCAGAGAGGAACGGUCACACCUGUUCAUGCCAGUAGAAGUGGGCGGCGUGCUCCAGGUUGGCUGUGUUGCAGCAUGAUCUACUGCAACUAGGAAAUCUAGAAAGUGGAUAUAUCCAAAAAAAAUGUUGUCGUCCUGUAAAUAAAACACUUACCUGUACGUUGUUGUGACAUUUUAAACCCCCCCCCCUCACUCCAUCCCUCUCUCAAAUGAAUGCAAGGCAACCUGGACUCAGCCCAAAGCACGCCCGCGGAGCAUUAGUCAGGAGAGUUGUGGGCGUCUCAUCUUCUCUCCUGGCUUUUUCAAAAAUAAGUCUUAAUUGAUUUUGUGUGCACGAGCCACGUCUAAUGAACAAAAAGCUGUAGUUUGAUUAACACGGCAGGCACAUUAAACUGCAGGAACUACCAGCUCACGGCUUGCUGCUCCCAAAUGAAAGCAAGUGAUGAAGUGCAGUGAAACAGGUAAAGUCUGUGUCCACUUUGAUAAAUUGUAAUUUGAUCCACUCGAGUGCAGUAAGCCAUAAAACAACCCCCCCCCCCACCACCACCACCUCCCAAUGUAGUAGUGUUUUCUUCCUCUCUCUCCUCUACUUGACAAAACAACAACAGUAGGAAAUGGGUGCUGGCAUCAAGUGCAUAUACCACAUGAUCAAUGCCAACCAAUGUGCAGACAGAUGUAAGUACAGCCAUUAGUAAGCUACAUGUCACAUUAGGAGUGGGAGUGCAGCGCUAGGCCGUGUCAUUCAUAUGCAAUAAAGAUUGCCUUACGAGUCUUAAUUCCUGCAGUGUGACCCGUAUUUCCUGUGGAGGGUUAUGCAAGGCUACGACAAGUGUGUUACACAAGAUGGAGGGCAGAUGAAGGCUUCACACUGGAGCUGGAUUCUGAAAAAUGAUUUGAAGGAUUUAUAAUUGAGCCAGCAGGCAAAAGAAGUCUAUGACCUCUGAUUGAAUGGAACUAAAGCAUCUGAUUACAACUAAUAAUUGCAUAUCUAAUUAUGAAUCACGGUGGGAUACAUGAGUUUAAAUGCCACUGAAUUUAAAGUGGUAAAGUGUUUGACUUGACUUGUCUGAAUUUAUGUGAGCUUCAGUAUUUCCAGAUAUUUUCAAGACGUUUUGAUAUGACAGAAUAUUAAAGUAUGAACAUGAAGGCUAGCAUGCAUCCUACCAGAUUCAGCUAUAAAUUCAGGGGUAUUUAAAUGUCUAUAUUAAGUAAUCAGUCAUGAUUAAAUUCAGUUACUCGUGAUCAAAUUAUUAUGGCUAUUAUCUGGUUCAUGGGUAAUGUCAUGCUUUACCACAGAGAGUGGUAGCAGACAAGUUUAGUCCAUUUUUCCGCCUGGAUUUUUCCAGGUGUCUGAAACCUUUUAUCAGCUCUUACAGGUGUUUCCACUUGUUACAUGACAUUUGUCCUUUUUUUUUCUUUUUUAACUUUUAUUCACUUUGUCCACUUUACACCUGAUUUUUCCAAGGGUACAUUUUCCCCGUUUUUUCUCUAAAUGUUUUGCAGUUCCUGCUUCAUUCAUGUUUUUUGGUCAGUAUUUUUUUUCCCCCAUUCAUCACCUGGAAUUUGCAGGUGAUCAGUGUAACCUGCAGUCAUCCUCUCAGACAUUUGAGCAGGUGAAUACGACCUUUUUGCUUUUUCAUAGAACUUCCCUGUGCUCUCAUUCCUCUCCUAUAAUAACGAUCUACUUGUUUUGUUUCCAUUUGUGCAGAGGGACUCAGACUUAAAAAAAAAAAAAAAAAGUACCAGAACAAACUGUAUAAAGACAGAAGCAUCAUGUAAAAUUAAUUUGGCUUUAUUGCUCGCACUGUGCAUAUUGUUGAUGUUUUCGGAAACUUCUGGUACAGUGGCACCUUGUGGUUGUACUGCAUCACUGCAACUCUUCCUACAGAUUCACUUCGGCCAUGCCAGGAGGAGAACGUAUGUUGUAUUUAAUAAUCCUGCACCCAUAAUUCACCCUACCAACUAAAUCACCCAACAGCAAGCACAUACACUCUACUCAGUAGCUCAUGUAACCAGUCCCCUCCGGCAUGGCCCUCUGCUGCCGACUCUGUGUUGUAGAGACGGGCACUGUCGAGUUCUGGAUACACAUGGAGACAUACAAACAAA